AUGGAUUUUUUCCAUAAAAUUGGCUCAAUUGGCUCAAAAAUUGGAGCAGAUGAAGUAAAAUACGAUUUAAACGCAACUAUACACUAUAUUUCAGCAAAACUAAAUGCAGAGGGUCAGUUAAAAGUGGUUGUAAAGCGCGGAGCUGACAAAAAAGAAGAAACCCAGGCAAUGCAAUACGAUGCAACCCAACAAAAAGCGAUUUUCGAGUACCCUGUGACGUUUUUCAUUACCAUGUACAGAAAAGGUGACAAAUUCGGCAAAAAAGAUCUCAGUUUUCGAAUGGUCGAUUUAUCGUCCAGCAAAAGAGGGUUAAAGAACGGCAAAGCCACUGUCGAGUUCCAAGAUCUCGCCUCCACAAAUGGAUCAAUUGUACGAAAAGAGUUCCCUUUAAAAGGCUGCACUGACAAAAAAGCAGUCAUUUGUAUAAGCAUCAGCCUGUCAGAAGCAAAAAAUAUCCGAAGCCAAUCAGCGUAUAUGGAUGAAAGACCAAAAGAUGGCAGAAAAUUCAGGGAGAGGCUUCCUACGUCAACUAAAAUUGUGAUGAGUCCUGAUCAGACUUCAAGGCACAACCAAAGAAAUGCAACUUUUGUUGCUACUGGAGAUUAUAUUAGCCACCAAAAAAUGCUUUCUUCUACUUUUGCGAUAGAUGAAACCUAUGAUGAAGAUAUGGGGGAAACCGUCAAGAGUGCAGGGAUCACUGAGAAAAUGCCUGAAAGUCCUUAUAGAACUAACUCAGUCAAUACUCAAGAAAGUGAAGAAGGCAACUCUGGGAGAAUUUUAGCUGAUCAGUAUUAUGAGCCUGAAGACAAGGGUGCACAGAAAAAGUUUAUAUAUAAAGCUGAGCCAAUUUCUGAUUUCGACGCUUAUGUGUAUCCAGCACUGCCUGAAGCUGAAAAGUUUGUAUAUCCUCAUCAGUCUCCAAAAAAUGCUGAAAUCAUAAAAACUGAUGAGCUGAAAGUAGAAGAAAUUGAAAACAUCCCUGAAAGCCAAGAAGGAGAUCAGGCGACAACAGCCUUUGAAGAAAAAAAGCCAAGAGAAGGCUUGACGAUUGAAAUUGAAGAGGAAGAGAGCGAGGAAGAUGAAGAUGAAGAAAUAAAAGAAGAGGAAAAAGAAGUCCAGCCGAAGGUUGAUUUGCCAUUGAUGUCCCCUAGGAGCUUGAUUUAUAAGAAUCUUGGGAUAUCAAAAGAAAAUAUCAUAAACCCGAAAGAUUCUCAUAUAGAGUCAGAGGCAUCCAGCUCAGAUGAAGAUUUUAUAGAAGUUGAUCAGGAGGAAUUAAUUAAAUGCCAGCUUCCACCAUUGAGGUUAGAGCUAGCUGUUGCGAAUGAGAAAAGCAAAGAAAAAGAGAUUAAAGAAAGAGAAAACGGCAAUGGGAUUGUUGAAAGCAGGAACGGGUCAUGCGCAAAAUGUAUUUUAUUUUAA
Blepharisma stoltei is the source of this 1419-nucleotide messenger RNA. NCBI's taxonomy places the organism in Eukaryota, Ciliophora, Heterotrichea, Heterotrichida, Blepharismidae. The record is from the annotation of a GenBank genome assembly.